UUAACCACUGGACCACCAAGGAAGCCCCAGGGGUGCAUUUUCACGGCCACCACAAGUCCUUCUCAGCCAGCACCCUAAGCAGCAGCUCUCCCAUCCUCCUUAACCCUUUGGAGAUAAUUCAGAAAUACAAGCCCACGCCUGAAAGCGACCAGGAGGAAGGAUAGCUUUAGAUGAUGCAAACAGAAAUUCCACCGGCCUCCAGAUACUAUCAUGUGUCAUGUUUCGCCAGGCUCCACAAGCUUGAGCUUCAGACUGUCUCGGUCACUUGCAGGUGAGCAGGCUCAAGACUCUGCUCCCCAGCCAGGAGAAGAUGACUGACACUGAGUUUGGCUACGUUCACGGGCUGGCCGAGGACUAUCUGAAAUAUGUGUUACAGAUACAGCAACCUGGAUCCAAGCCAAGCAAAACAUCCAGGGUGUUACAAGACGUGGCUUCCUCUGUCCAGGACGAAGUGGAAAGGACUUUGAAGCAGUGCUUGGAUAAGUUUGACGUGGUGUCCGUAGACACCGCCAGAACAAUAUUCAACCAAGUGAUGGAAAAGGAAUUUGAAGAUGGCAUUGUUAACUGGGGCAGGAUUGUAACCAUAUUCGCCUUUGAAGGUAUUCUUAGCAAGAAACUUCUGGGCAAGUGUAUUGCCUCAGACAUGGACAUGUGCAAGGACAUUUCUUACUUUGUGGCGGAGUUCAUCACCGAAAACACAGGAGAGUGGAUAAAGCAAAAUGGAGGCUGGGAAAAUGGGUUUGUAAAGAAGUUUGAAACCAAAUCUGGCUGGCUGACUUUUCUGGAAGUUACAGGAAAGAUCUGUGAAACAUUAUGUCGCCUGAAGCAAUACUAUUGACUGAAAAGGACACUCCACAUUGUGAAAUUUGUCUAAUUUUUUAAACUCAUACAAGAAGUACUGUUAACACUUACUUCUACUUCUAAACAGAGAACUCUGAUGAUGUAACUUGACAUUCUGGACUUAUGGGAAUUUUCUCCCCAUUUUAGCGAAUAAACUGUAUGUAUAUGUGA
This is a messenger RNA of Bubalus bubalis (water buffalo), 1011 nucleotides long. RefSeq names its product BCL2 related protein A1 (gene BCL2A1). Gene Ontology annotation, cellular component: mitochondrial outer membrane. Bases 311 to 838 code for a protein of 175 amino acids. The transcript is spliced from 3 exons. The record is from RefSeq and is a predicted model, not a curated record. Lineage: Eukaryota; Metazoa; Chordata; Mammalia; Artiodactyla; Bovidae. Gene Ontology annotation, molecular function: protein homodimerization activity; protein heterodimerization activity; channel activity. Gene Ontology annotation, biological process: negative regulation of apoptotic process; release of cytochrome c from mitochondria; positive regulation of apoptotic process.